Osmerus eperlanus (European smelt) is the source of this 1452-nucleotide messenger RNA. Its product is annotated as putative nuclease HARBI1. Lineage: Eukaryota; Metazoa; Chordata; Actinopteri; Osmeriformes; Osmeridae. The record is from RefSeq and is a predicted model, not a curated record. The transcript has 4 exons. Bases 1 to 1071 code for a protein of 356 amino acids.
AUGAAGGCCCAAAAUUGUGUGUUCCUUUCUGCUCUGACAAUGGCAUGCCCAUUCGUGCGAGAUGUGGUGGAUGAAGAAGCACUUGUGCUGAGGAGAGCCUUCAGGCGAGAAAGGGUCUUCAGGGACCGGUUGGACCCACUGGCCUUCCCUGAUGACCAUCUAUAUGAAAGAUACAGGUUUUCUGCAGAUGGCAUCAGGUAUCUAUGCAGACUACUGGGUCCCAGGAUUAAGCACCGCACUGCACGGAGCCAUGCAAUGAGUGUGGAGCAAAUGGUUUGUGUGGCCUUGCGCUUUUUUGCUAGUGGAGCCUUCCUGUACUCAGUGGGGGAUGCAGAACAGCUGAACAAGGCCACAAUUUGCCGCACAAUAAGGAGUGUGUGUCUGGCUAUCAAAGCAUUAGCAGAUGUCUUCAUCUCCUUCCCUGGCCACAGAAGACUCUGUGACAUCAAAGAGGAGUUCUAUAGGAUUGCAGGUUUCCCCAAUGUCAUUGGUGCAGUGGACUGCACACACAUAAGGAUAAAAGCCCCCUCAGGUGCCCAUGAGGCCGAUUUUGUGAAUAGGAAAUCCUUUCACAGCAUUAAUGUUCAGAUGGUCUGCAAUGCUGACUGUGUGAUCAGCAAUGUUGUGGCAAAAUGGCCUGGCUCAGUCCAUGACUCCAGAAUCUUUCGGGCCUCUGAAAUCUAUCAGUGCCUAUCACAAGGUGAAUUCUCUGGUGUGUUGCUGGGAGACAGGGGGUAUGGCUGCCAGCCUUUUCUCCUGACACCUUUCACAGACCCCCAGGAAGCACAGCAGGCCUACAACCAUGCCCAUGCCAGGACCAGGGCCAGAGUUGAAAUGACCUUUGGCCUCCUGAAGGCACGCUUUCACUGCCUUCACAAAUUAAGGGUCAGCCCUGUUAGGGCAUGUGAUAUUACUGUGGCUUGUGCUGUCCUCCACAAUGUGGCCUGCCUGAGGAAGGAGAGGGCCCCCAGAGUGCCACCAGCCAUGGACUGGGACAAUCCGGCAAUCUUCCCUGAUGACGACAGUGGUCGUCUGCUGAGGGACCAAUAUGUGUUGAAUUAUUUUAGUUAGUAUGUGUGCUUUCAAUUUUGGUUAAAUAUGUCCUGCGGUGGCAGAGGAAUUUGGGUUUUUUUGGGUUCGUUUUUUUACGAAUUUGGCCUCUUAUGAUGUUUGUGCGGUAUACUGUGUGUAAUACAAGGCUGCAGGGAGGCUACUGCAUCCAUUCAUUUGUCUGUUCAGUUGAUGUGUAUGGAUUUGUCCUGCAUUUAUUUUAGUGUGCAGACAUGCAGGGUGUGUUAUAUACAGACCUUUGAAUGUGUAUGUAUCAUUUUGUAUAAUAUGCUUGGAUUCUGUGCUUUCCAUCUUGUAGAGUCACUGUGACUUCAGUUUCGAAAGGAGCUGAUGGUUUACCUGCUUUGUUUUGUCCUUAUUCAAUAAAGGAACAUAAUGUUA